Messenger RNA from Neomonachus schauinslandi (Hawaiian monk seal), 3792 nucleotides. RefSeq names its product RNA binding motif protein 19 (gene RBM19). Bases 110 to 3016 code for a protein of 968 amino acids. NCBI's taxonomy places the organism in Eukaryota, Metazoa, Chordata, Mammalia, Carnivora, Phocidae. The transcript is spliced from 25 exons. The record is from RefSeq and is a predicted model, not a curated record. Gene Ontology annotation, molecular function: RNA binding.
GAUCUUGUUCCGGCUCGCCAAAGAUGGCGGCCCCCAGAGCGGGAGCGUGAAAGUUGGUGAAAGACGCUGUCCACCCGCGCUGGAAUUGAAACUGUGGGGACUGUGCGCCAUGUCGCGACUGAUCGUGAAAAACCUCCCGAAUGGGAUGAAGGAGGAGCGUUUCAGGCAGCUCUUUGCCUCCUUUGGCACCCUGACGGACUGCAGCCUGAAGUUCACCAAAGAUGGCAAGUUCCGUAAGUUUGGCUUCAUUGGCUUCAAGUCGGAGGAAGAGGCCCGGAUGGCCCUGAACCAUUUCAACAAGAGUUUUAUCGACACAUCCCGGAUCACGGUGGAGUUCUGCAAGUCGUUUGGGGACCCAACAAAGCCCCGAGCCUGGAGCAGACACGCUCAGCAAAUAAACCAGGCUAAGAAUCCUUCAAAAGACAAAGACUCCGUCCCCACAGAACCCAAGAAAGAUGACAAGACGAAAAAGGUAUCAAGUGAACUGGAGAAGCUGAAGGAGGACACCGAGUUCCAGGAGUUCCUGUCCGUGCACCAGAAGCGGACGCAGACAGCCACAUGGGCCAAUGACGCCCUGGACGCCGAGCCCUCGAAAGGGAAGAGCAAGGCCGCCAGUGACUACCUGAACUUCGACUCCGACUCCGGGCAGGAGAGCGACGAGGAGGGUGCUGGCGAGGACCCAGAAGAGGAGGAGGGCCUCGAACCCAGGGCAGCCGUGCAGAGGGAGCUGUCGGACAUGGAUUACCUGAAAUCCAAGAUGGUGAAGUCCGAGGCGCCAUUGUCCUCGGAAGAGGAGGAGAGUGAAGACGAAGCUGUGAGCUGUGGGGACGGGAGUGGGGCCGAGGAGGAGGCCCCUGGCCCCACGCCCGCCCAUCAGGACAGAGGGAGGACGGGGGCCGGCCCGGAGCAGAGCGCCCCGUCCGGGAAUGAGACACCGGGGGCGGCCAAAGCUGAGGCAGACAAACCGGCAAACCAGAAGGAACCCACCACCCCCUACACUGUGAAGCUGCGGGGAGCCCCAUUCAGUGUCACGGAGAAGAACGUUAUGGAAUUCCUGGCGCCCCUGAGACCAGUGGCCAUUCGGAUAGUGAGAAAUGCUCACGGGAACAAAACAGGGUACAUCUUUGUGGACUUCAGCAGCGAAGAGGAAGUCAAGCAAGCUCUGAAAUGCAACAGGGAAUACAUGGGCGGGCGCUACAUUGAGGUAUUCAGGGAAAAAAACGUCCCUACGGCCAAGGGGCCCCUGAGGAGUAGUGCCAAGUCCUGGCAAGGCCGGACCCUCGGGGAGAACGAGGAGGAGGAGGAUGUGGCCGACUCCGGGAGGCUCUUCAUACGAAACCUGCCCUACACCAGCACCGAGGAGGACCUGGAGCAGCUCUUCUCCAAGUUCGGUCCUCUGUCUGAGCUUCAUUACCCCAUCGACAGCCUGACCAAGAAACCCAAGGGCUUUGCCUUUGUCACCUUCAUGUUCCCUGAGCACGCCGUGAGGGCCUACGCGGAAGUGGACGGGCAGGUGUUCCAGGGCAGAAUGCUCCACGUGUUACCAUCCACCAUCAAGAAGGAAGCCAGCGAGGAUGCGGACACCCCAGGAUCAUCGUCUUAUAAGAAGAAGAAAGAGUCUAAAGACAAAGCCAACAGCUCCAGCUCUCACAACUGGAACACGCUGUUCAUGGGCCCAAAUGCCGUGGCGGACGCCAUUGCACAGAAGUACAGCGCCACCAAGAGUCAAGUGUUUGACCAUGAGACCAAGGGCAGCGUGGCCGUGCGCGUGGCCCUGGGGGAGACCCAGCUUGUCCAGGAAGUGCGGCGCUUCCUCCUCGACAACGGGGUCAGUCUGGACUCCUUCAGCCAGGCGGCGGCCGAGCGUAGCAAGACCGUGAUCCUGGUUAAGAACCUCCCAGCGGGCACCGUGGCAGCCGAGCUGCAAGAGACCUUCGGCCGCUUCGGCAGCCUGGGCCGCGUGCUGUUGCCCGAGGGCGGCGUCACCGCCAUCGUGGAGUUCGUGGAGGCCCUGGAGGCCCGGAAGGCCUUCAGACAUCUGGCCUACUCCAAGUUUCACCACGCCCCCCUGUACCUGGAGUGGGCUCCAGUGGGCAUCUUCUCCAGCUCAGCCCCGCAGACGAAGGAACCCCAAGAUCCCCCAGCAGGACCUGCAGAAGAGGACAGGGCAGAACCAGAAACCUUGCCAGACAACGAGACCCCAGGAGGUGAAAAGCCAGCAGAGGGAGGAGCUGCGGACUGUCCAGAGAAGGUGGAAGAGGAGGAGGAGGAGGAGGAGGAGAGCCUCCCCGGAUGUACUCUGUUUAUUAAAAACCUCAACUUCAGCACGACGGAGGAGACCCUGAAGGGAGUGUUUUCCAAAGUGGGGACGGUGAAGAGCUGCUCUAUUUCCAAGAAGAAGAACAAAGCAGGAGCGAUGCUCUCCAUGGGAUUUGGAUUUGUGGAAUACAGGAAGCCAGAGCAAGCCAAGAAGGCUCUCAAGCAGCUCCAGGGUCACGUCGUGGACAGCCACAAGCUGGAAGUGAGGAUCUCUGAACGAGCCACCAAGCCAGCUCUGACAUCCGCUCGGAAGAAACAAGUUCCCAGAAAGCAGACAACGUCAAAGAUUCUGGUGCGCAACAUCCCGUUCCAGGCUGACAGCCGGGAGAUCCGUGAGCUCUUCAGCACCUUCGGGGAGCUGAAGACUGUCCGCUUGCCGAAGAAGAUGACCGGGACGGGCACACACAGAGGGUUCGGCUUCGUGGACUUCCUCACGAAGCAGGACGCAAAGAAAGCCUUCCAUGCGCUGUGUCACAGCACCCACCUGUACGGCCGGAGACUGGUCCUGGAGUGGGCUGACUCGGAGGUGAGCCUGCAGGCCCUGCGGCGGAAGACAGCCGAGCACUUCCACGAGCCCCCGAAGAAAAAGCGGUCUGUGGUGUUGGACGAGAUCCUGGAGCAUCUGGAAGACAGUGAAAACGACAGUGAGGAGCAAACCCUUCAGCUGCGAGCUGGCACCGAGAGGAUCCUUGGCUGAUGGCGCUCACCAGGGCCGGGGAGAGACGGCUUCCUUUUUCGGAGCAGAGGAGAGACUGCACCUUCCACUCUGCAUCCCUGGACAACCUCCAGCCUCCUCGGAUGCCAGGAGGAAGCCGGCCUCUCUCUGUCGGAGCAUCACAGCAACCUGCCCAUGCCGUGGAAUGAAUCUGGAACGUCAGCCCCAGGCAACCAGCGCUUAGGACCUGACCCACCACGGGAACAAAACUAUCUUCAAACCACGAGUGACAAGUGGCCCAUGGGCGAGAAAUCUGGCUCCUGUGCCUGCACGUCUUUCUUGUUAUUCCUUUUCUUUCUUCACCUUUUAUAUGUAUAUUGGGUUCUUAUUUCUAAACGCAAAAACAAGAUGCCGUUUGAACUGCGUCCCCAGAACAGCCCCCUGUGUGGGUAUUUAACUCGUUGACAACUCGGAGGGCGAGACCUGUGGCCGCAGCCAUGUUCUGGCUGUUGACCUUGCAGAGAUAAGCCCCUUCCCGCCACCUCCGCCCGCCCUCUCCAGCCCUCCUGCCUUCCCCCUAUUCAGGCAAACGAGGUUUUGCUUUUCAGCCCCAUUUCUGGUUACAUAUGUACAUGGCUGAUAAAAUAUUCCACUUCACCCCUUCUCCCCGUGGGACCUGCCGUCUUACGGGAAAAGGGUUUGUAUGACAGUGACCGCGACAGCCCCCGUGUGUCGCCUGGAAACAGCAGUGGGGGCCGGGAAGCUCUCUCUGGCUUGUCUUUAUUCAGAUUCCCUCUCCUGGUUCUGAGAAUGGCAUC